This is a messenger RNA of Bacillus rossius redtenbacheri, 3493 nucleotides long. RefSeq names its product transketolase-like protein 2. Gene Ontology annotation, molecular function: thiamine pyrophosphate binding; transketolase activity. NCBI's taxonomy places the organism in Eukaryota, Metazoa, Arthropoda, Insecta, Phasmatodea, Bacillidae. The transcript has 11 exons. The record is from RefSeq and is a predicted model, not a curated record. Bases 137 to 2017 code for a protein of 626 amino acids.
UAUGAUCUGUGCCACACUGCGUGCUGUAGUCGUCUGCAGCAAGUGUGAGUUGCAGUCGGCAUUUUUGUCUCUGUAAGAAUUGAGUUUUUGUGGUUGUAGUGUGUGUUGUAAAGUAAGUUAUAUUCACAAUUUCAUUAUGUCACGUUACCACAAGCAAGAUAAUAAACUACUAGAAGACUUGGCUGAAAUGGCUAAUAGACUGAGGAUUCAUUCCAUCAAUUCAACUAAUGCCUCUAAAUCUGGGCAUCCAACAUCAUGCUCUUCCAUGGCAGAGAUAAUGUCUGUCCUGUUCUUCCACACCAUGCGCUACAAAGUGUCUCAACCGAAGCAUGUGGCCAACGAUAGGUUCAUACUGUCGAAGGGUCAUGCAGCACCAAUCUUAUAUGCUGCUUGGGCGGAGGCCGGGCUGUUCCCGGUCAAGGACCUGGAGAACCUGCGGAAGAUAGACAGCGAUCUGGAGGGGCACCCCACGCCCCGCCUCAGCUUCAUCGAUGUCGGCACGGGCUCCCUGGGACAGGGCCUGUCCAUCGCUGCCGGCAUGGCCUAUGUCGGCAAGUACUACGACAAGUCUGACUACAGGGUGUACUGCCUGGUCGGAGACGGGGAGAGCGCGGAGGGCUCCAUCUGGGAGGCCCUCCACUUUGCAAGCUUCUACCGCCUGGACAACCUGUGCGUGGUGUUCGACAUUAACCGGCUGGGCCAGUCGCAGCCCACGGCCCUGCAGCACGACAUCGCCACCUACGAGAAGAGGGUCGACGCCUUCGGCUUCCACGCCAUCACCGCUGACGGACACGACAUCCCCGAGCUCAUCAAGGCGUUCCACGACGCCUCGCAAGUGAAGGGCAAGCCCACCGCCAUCCUCGCCAAGACGUACAAGGGCAAGAACUUCCCGGGCGUGGAGGACAAGGAGAACUGGCACGGCAAGCCGCUGGGUGCCAACUCGUCCAGCACGCUCGAGUACCUGCGAACGCUGGCCAAGAAGGAGCGGAAGGAUCUGAACCUGUCCAUCAGCGAGCCGGCGGGCAGCGUCCCGACGGUGAACAUCGCCAACAUCAAGCUGUCGUCUCCCCCGGAGUACAAGCCCGACGACUCGGUGGCCACGCGGCUGGCCUACGGCACGGCGCUCGCCAAGCUGGCCCGCUCCAACGCCCGCGUCAUCGCCCUGGACGGCGACACCAAGAACUCCACCUUCGCCGACAAGAUCAAGCAGGUGUCUGCCGACAACUACAUUGAGUGCUUCAUCGCGGAGCAGAAUCUUGUUGGUGUCGCGAUGGGGGCCGCCUGCCGCGACCGAACAGUAGCGUUCGUGUCCACGUUUGCUGCGUUUUUCACACGAGCUUUUGACCAGAUCAGAAUGGGUGCAAUAUCGCAGACAAACGUAAACUUUGUGGGCUCCCACUGUGGCAUCAGCAUAGGUGAAGAUGGCCCCAGUCAGAUGGGGCUAGAAGACAUCGCCCUGUUUCGUACAGUUCCAGGGGCAACCGUGUUCUACCCGAGCGACGCUGUGAGCUGCGAGCGGGCUGUGGAGCUGGCAGCCAACACCAAGGGAAUCUGCUACAUCCGCACCUCCCGACCGAACACCUCCAUACUCUACAAGAACUCCGAAGUGUUUGAGGUGGGCAAGGCGAAGGUGGUGAAGCACUCGGCGGACGACAAGGUGCUGAUAGUUGGGGGCGGCGUGACGCUGCACGAGGCGGUGUCGGCCAGCAAGCUGCUGGCGGCCAAGGGCGUCCACGCUCGGGUGCUGGACCCCUUCACGAUCAAGCCCCUGGACGCCGCGGGCAUCAUCAGGAACGCCAAGGAGGCUGGUCACAAGAUAGUCACCGUUGAGGACCACUAUCCUGAAGGUGGCCUGGGCGAAGCGGUGCUGUCUGCCGUGGCCUCGGAGAAGAACAUCGUCGUGAAGAAGCUGGCGGUGAAGGAGAUAGCCCGCUCAGGGCCGCCCGCUGCGCUGCUCGACAUGUUUGGCAUCAGUGCCUCGGCCAUCGUGAAGGCAGUGGAAGAACUGCUGCGUUGACGCUCCCAUUCCGUGUACCUAGUUGUUUUGUUGUGUUUGUUUCAAAUAUUUUAAACUUUGGUAGUUUCUAAAAUGUUUAAAUUAAGAAAAGAACAUGGGAUGGUUAAAGAGUAAAUUUUUUUUUUCCUAAGGGUGUUGGGGGUAGAGUUUUACAUUGUGAAUUACGUUGUGCAGAAAAUGUGGUACUUGUAGUGCAGUGGAAUUUCCAGUUUUAGCAUCUUCCAGUUAAGCCAGCUGGUAAUUUUUAAGAGGAAGGUGUGAUGAAAAAAUGGUGUUAAAUAUUUUAAGCACAAUUUUCUUUUUUUGUUUUCAAUUGCUUUCUGGGUGGAAUCAACAGUGCCAAAAAUUUAUAUUUUUGGGCAAUUGAUAGUUACACGUUUGGGUUUGUGAUCUAUGCCUUGUUGCUAUCUUAUGCAUACUUGAAAAUGUAUGAGAAAUCCAGCAGCAGUGUGUUUUUAGAUUGUCAAAUACAGUACACUAAAUUCCUGAUAAAAAAUGUCUCUAGGUACAGUAGUGUCUCGCUUUAUCUGUCAUAAAUGGGCCGCAAGACAUUUUAUGAGCGGAAAUGUUGGGGUAACGAGGUCUUAAGAAAAAUAUAUCAUGGGUUAAACUAUGUGCUAAUUUUAUGUAUUACCAAUAUAAUUACCAUUUUUUUUGCAACAUGGUACAGAAAAUUAACUAUAAAAAGGACCUUACAGUUACAGAAUUGUCGGAAGUCAAAUCGCAUCCUUACAAAUUUCAAUCCUGUGAUAAUUUAGAGAAAUUUUUGAUCGUAGUUCCAUUCCUGGGAUGUCAGAUAAAUGAGACUCUACUGUACCUAGAAAUGUAGACUUACUGAUAAGGAAAACUUAAUUAAAAAAAUUAAAUGUAAUGUGUUAAUAGGUCAGUUUUUUUUUUACGUUAUUGUGCAGGGAAUUUUCUUACAAGAGAUUUACUGUACAAACGCACAGCCAUGUACCUAUAUGUGCUGGAACAAAUUUUUUAAAUUGUGGGGGGGAGGAAAUUGACUUCCUCAAUUUUGUGUGUGGAAAAGGGGGAGGAAUUGCUGUCUAAACUAUUCAGGGGAGUAGACUAGGUAGCUUGGGUUACAAUAGUGGUAUCUUGACAUGUACUGUACUAAGACAAGUUAACAUUUUUCUUUACAUGUAAAAUGUAUUGUUUAUUCUGUUAUGUAUCAUCACAUUUUGGUCAAGAUUUUUUUUAAGUGUAUGUUGAUUCAGGAUUUGUUUUAAUUUAUACAAUCGACUUUACAUUGCCAUAUUUGAUAGAAUUUUUAUAUUAAAGUGUGGAGGUCAGUUUUAUUAUUCCGAGGAAUAAUUCUGUGGUAAGUGUGAGACAUUUUUUCACUGCUGUACACACAAAUGUAGCGCACAGCAAUUUUUUGCUCAAAUAUACUUUGACUGAAAAGAUCUUGCAUUUUUAAAUCUGUGUAUGCCAUUAAAUGGGAAAUAAAAUUAUUUUUGCAAUACCUUAAAA